AUGCCAGGAUGGAGCAGCGGAGCCUACGAUCGUAUCCAACCGAACUGGUCCGCCCUUCUGCAAACACAACCUCUAAGACGCGGACCCCAACUGCCCCGACUCGGCAUAAACGGCGUCCUUCGGCUUGUGUCCGCUGCCGACGGCGAAAAGUCCGCUGUGAUGGCGCCGUACCCGCAUGCUCGAAUUGCGCGAGAGCUGGUGUGGACUGUUUGGAAGGGAGAGCUGCGUCUGCUUCGAUUAUACUAUCUCGAACGGCGUGUUCGAGAGCUGGAAAGACUGGAGCCAUUUCCGUUACGCGAUAAUGCUGAUAAUGCUGAGAGUACCGACAAUAGCCGAAGCGCCUGUGAUCAACAUGCGUUGUUUGAUGGGCAUAAUGCAAGUCCAACACCGGCCCCUGUAGUCGUCGAGAAUCAUGGCAUUCACCUGGGUGAAGACCACCACAGCCUUGCCGUGCAGUCACCAGCCGAUCCGGGCUCGACCCAGAUCACUCGCAACCAACCGCUGGCCCAUGAAGUUGGCCUUCUGUCCCUCGCCAACAACACAGAACCAAAAUACCUAGGACCAUCAUCUGGUAUUUCUUUUGCUCGGCUUAUCUAUGAAAGCGCACCGCAAUCACAAGGCCUCCCACUGUCGCUAUCUCAAGGCCAAGGCACGCAUAAACAGCCUCGCGGCACAUAUCUCUAUCCUUUCAUCUCACAGCAAGGGCUCUAUCAGCUCCUAAGCCAGAUUCAGAAGUAUAAUGAAUCUUCUACAUGGAACCAUCCGCUUCCGAUCCGAUUAGCUGCGGCGCAAGUGGGCCUUGUUCUUUCCCUGGGGGCACGGUUCCUUGAAGUACGCCUAGGGUCCAAUUUUGAUUCCAGUGAUCUUUUCGUCUCUGCCAUGACUCACAGUUCCCAGAUCUGCCUUCAGGACAGCAUGGAGGGUGUGCAAAUUUUGUUACUGAUGGUUCUUCACAGCUUCUAUAGUCCAGAGGGUCUGAAUGCUUGGUAUCUGCUUCACACUAUCAUUGCAAGCUGUCUGGACCUUGGACUUCAACGGCGGAAUGGAUAUGCAGCAGAGUUGAAUUCGGCGACAUACCGUCUGGCCGCACAAAGACGUAGCGUCAUCUUCUGGUCGGCCUAUUCAAUGGAUCGGACACUAACCACUAUUCUCGGUCGUCCAUUGACCCUCAGAGAUGAGGCCAUUGAUCAGCCAUUCCCAGGCCUGGAUGCAAGUAAUGAACUUGAAGAAGCAGCAAUCAGGUGGGAUAGUGCAAAAAUGAUGCACCAUCCGUACGAGCAGAUACCGUCGACAUAUCUAGCAUUUAUUUACUCCUUACGAUUUGACCGAAUUACUGCUGAGAUCAAGCUCAUGAUAUACCGCGUUUCUCGCUCACCACGACGCUUUCCCUGGCCAUCAAACAUAUCCUCCUGGCAACGGGAGACAGAUCAAGCCUGCAAGAAUCUCCUAACUGAAGUCCACACUCAGCAGCGCGGGCGUUCCGUGUGCGGUCCUAGCUCACUAUCUGGAACUACCGUGCAACGAUUGGAGAUCAAAUUCCACCAGUGCAUCAUGCUUCUCUACCGACCCAGUCCUCAACUGGCAUAUCCGACAUUCGCAGCCAUAGAGUCUUGUUUUGGUAGCGCAAUGAAGAUAAUCCAGAUCAACACGGAGCUUCACCGCUUCAGAAACAUGGAGUGGUCGUGGCUCUCUGCCCACACUAUCUUUGUUGCUGCCAUUACAGUUCUGUAUUGCCUCUGGGCCUACCCAGCGGUGAGGGAUCUGACGCCAGCGACCGUUCCAUUAUCCCGUGUAAACUCCGCCUUGAAGCUCCUGACCUUCCUUAAACGGCGGUGGUCUGUAGCAGAGGGGCCAUGCGAAAAGCUCUCACGACUGAUUGCCCUAACCCACGAAACUAUGCGCGAGACCGCUGAGAACCAAAGGCGAUCUGCGACUGCGGAUGACAUUACAACGCAUCCAACCGCCGAAACACAGCUUGGAAAUGGGGGUAGCAUGGUGCCACAAGAGGACGGUAGAUCGCUGCUGAUAGAUGAAUUGGGCAUCCUACGAGAUUUGUUUGACCUCGGCUGGCUUAGUGAUUGGGGCUCGGAUCCUACCCAGCCACCAGUUUGGGAUACUUCCGAGCUUUUGAGGGCCUUUGAUAGUUAG
This is a messenger RNA of Aspergillus neoniger CBS 115656, 2148 nucleotides long. Its product is annotated as fungal specific transcription factor domain-containing protein. The record is from RefSeq and is a predicted model, not a curated record. Gene Ontology annotation, biological process: DNA-templated transcription; positive regulation of transcription by RNA polymerase II. The coding region runs from base 1 to 2148 and encodes 715 amino acids. Gene Ontology annotation, molecular function: sequence-specific DNA binding; DNA-binding transcription factor activity, RNA polymerase II-specific; zinc ion binding. The transcript is spliced from 4 exons. NCBI's taxonomy places the organism in Eukaryota, Fungi, Ascomycota, Eurotiomycetes, Eurotiales, Aspergillaceae.